Molecule: messenger RNA, 1839 nt
Organism: Salvia miltiorrhiza (redroot sage)
Lineage: Eukaryota; Viridiplantae; Streptophyta; Magnoliopsida; Lamiales; Lamiaceae
Exons: 15
Coding region: 469-1716 (415 amino acids)
Biological process (GO): biosynthetic process
Cellular component (GO): cytoplasm
Source: RefSeq, a predicted model, not a curated record
CUCUUGUUUUAAGCUGGCAAUGCAUUAUGCCCCACAUGCAAGCAAAGCGCCAAUCUCUCAUGAAAUUUGAGGUGGAAACUUGCCACCCUACCCCACCCCACCCCACCCCCAACCCCAGUUGAAAAUUACCGGACUGACAGAUUAAAUCUUCAACUGAUUUAGUUUUUUUAUUUGUUCACUCAAUCUUGAAAGCACUCUUUCAUUGUUCAAAUUUUCACUUAUUUUCAGCUCACAUGAUUGGUUCAAGAUUUCUUGUCCUGUUACAGUGAUGCUGGAAAUCAUCACGUGAUUUUUAUAGUUAAUUUGAUUAUUUUAUCUAUUAAUUUCUAAGUUUUGUUGCUGAACUAAUCUGGAAUUUUUUUUUUAAUCUGUGAAAUAUAUAGCUCUUACAAAGGUUGUUGAAGUGAGUUUUAGAGAUCUAGUUUUUGGGGGGGCUUUUUUAUUUUUUCUUUUUCUGGUGUUGGGAAAAUGGGGAGUUCAGAAGAGAGAGUUGUGGCUGUGAUCAUGGUGGGUGGCCCCACUAAAGGGACCAGAUUUAGGCCAUUGUCACUUAAUGUUCCAAAACCCCUCUUUCCAUUGGCUGGGCAGCCAAUGGUUAAUCAUCCUAUAUCUGCUUGCAAAAGGAUACCAAAUCUAGCACAGAUCUACCUCAUUGGUUUCUACGAGGAGCGUGAAUUUGCACUGUUUGUCUCUUCCAUAUCCAAUGAGCUCAGAGUUCCUGUCAGGUACUUGAAAGAGGACAAACCACACGGCUCAGCAGGUGGGCUUUAUAACUUCCGGGAUCAAAUCAUGGAAGAGAGCCCGUCUCACAUUUUCUUGCUGAAUUGUGAUGUUUGCUGCAGUUUUCCUCUCGCACAGAUGCUAGAGGCCCAUACAAGCUACGGUGGGAUGGGAACAAUUUUGGUGAUCAAGGUUUCUCCGGAAUCAGCAAGCCAGUUUGGGGAGCUCGUAGCUGAUCCCGUUACAAACGAGUUGCUUCACUACACGGAGAAGCCGGAGACUUUUGUGAGUGACCGUAUCAACUGUGGCGUGUAUAUAUUCACGCCCGACAUCUUCACGGCCAUUCAAGGCGUCUCCUCCCAAAGAAAAGACCGAGCAACCCUAAGGCGCGUAUCCAGUUUUGAAGCGCUUCAACCAGCAAACAGGAGCCUCCCGUCAGAUUUCGUAAGACUCGAUCAGGACAUUCUAUCACCACUCGCUGGGAAAAGGCAGUUUUAUGUGUACGAAACCACAGAUUACUGGGAACAGAUCAAGACUCCCGGGAUGUCCCUGAAAUGCUCGGGGUUGUACCUCGCGCAGUUCAGGCGCACCUCACCACAUCUCUUGGCCAGUGGAGACGGCACGAAGAAGGCUGCGAUUUCAGGCAAUGUAUACAUCCAUCCAUCAGCAAAAGUCCAUCCAACUGCUAAGAUCGGCCCCAAUGCUUCGAUCUCAGCUAAUGCUAGGAUCGGAGCUGGCGUGAGGCUCGUCAACUGCAUCAUUCUUGAUGAUGUCGAAAUCAAGGAAAACGCCGUGGUGAUUCAUUCGAUUGUCGGGUGGAAAUCUACCAUCGGAAGGUGGUCGAGAGUCCAGGGCUCGGGAGACCACAACGCGAAGCUUGGCGUCACCAUUCUAGGUGAGUCAGUAACUGUGGAAGAUGAAGUUGUGGUGAUCAACAGCAUUGUUCUUCCAAACAAGACUAUGAAUGUCAGUGUUCAAGAGGAAAUUAUACUGUGACACCAAUAUCUCAUCUUCAUGUAUACUAAUUAUGUCACAUAUUGUUGCAUUUUUCCAGCUUCUACAUGCUUGAUUCAUCUUUUCUUGUGAAUUGUUUCAAAUAAAACGCCUAUUUAUGAUUUA